Messenger RNA from Osmia bicornis bicornis, 1203 nucleotides. RefSeq lists its product as uncharacterized. The coding region runs from base 1 to 1203 and encodes 400 amino acids. The transcript has 3 exons. Gene Ontology annotation, molecular function: catalytic activity. NCBI's taxonomy places the organism in Eukaryota, Metazoa, Arthropoda, Insecta, Hymenoptera, Megachilidae. The record is from RefSeq and is a predicted model, not a curated record.
AUGGGCCCCGGCGGGGAACAUAACGUACCUACUUCAAAAUCCAAGCGAGACUGGACCACAUCUAGCACCAACAAGGUAUCAGAAGAGCUGGUGGUAUGCUCGGCGUACCUACCGUACGACUCCGAGGAACCUCCACCUACGAGGGAACUCAGGGCUCUGACAGAUCACUGUGCUGUCAAUGGUUUGCACCUGGUGAUCGGUUGCGAUGUCAACUCGCACCACACCGUAUGGGGCAGCACAAACACCAACGGUAGAGGCACAGCACUGCUGGAGUACCUCGCCACCACGGGUUUGGAGAUCCUUAAUUUGGGCUCCUCCCCCACCUUUGUCACCUCGCGUAGACAGGAGGUGAUUGAUCUGACCCUGGGCUCCGCCAAGGUGACACAGGUCAACAAACAAUGGAAGAUACGGGACGAGAGCACGCUCUCGGACCACCGCCUUAUCACUUUCAGACUAACAGGCGACAGGGAGGGCGGCACUGGUGAGGCUUACAGGAACCCAAAGGCCACCAACUGGGCACUCUACAGAGAGGGCCUGGAAGGGAGGCUGAAGGGGAACUGCCAGCGUCCCAGGACCGUAGGCGAAACUGAGCAAGAGGUGGAGCACCUGAGUUCCGCCAUUACUCAAGCCUACGAGGCUGCCUGCCCGGCCAGAACCCGAAACAGUAGCAAAAGGGUCCCCUGGUGGAACAAGAAAUUGGACCAAGCCAGGAAGGACACCCGCUCAGUAGCAGAGGAUCGGGAGCGACGCCGUAGCGGUACCGCGCGCACCGACCCUGUCCCAGCGGACUGGGUAAUGGCUGAGAAGGUGAUAAACACGGACAGGGUGAGGUGGGCCAUCGGCUCCUUCAAAAGAUUCAAGAGCCCAGGCACUGACGGGAUCUUCCCAGCAUUCCUUCAAGAGGGCGGAGAGGACCUGUACAGGCGCCUGGGCCAGAUCUUCAAAUCCUGCCUAGCGAUGGGCUACGUACCCAAAGCCUGGAGAUACUCCAAGGUAGUGUUCAUCCCGAAACCAGGGAAGCACAACUAUGGCCUUGCCAAGUCGUACAGACCCAUCAGCCUUACCUCUUUCAUGCUUAAAAUGCUGGAGAGGCUGGUUGAUAGGUACAUAAGAGACGAGGUCUUGGUCAGCAAACCACUGCACCCCUCUCAACACGCGUAUCAAACGGCAAAUCCACCCAGACGGCACUUCAUAAACUGGUAG